AUGGCUAUGGGGCGACUAUCCCUGGCAUCAGCUCCAUUCCUGCGACCGCUGGUUCUGCGUUCCCAUGUCGUGUCUCCGAUUCCCAAAGCGCGUACGCCACCUCGUUGCGGCUUCGCUAGCACCGCGUUCAAAUUAAUACCCACUGGUGACAAGUGCAGCCCCAAUGUCCUAUAUGAAACCCUUGAAGGUGUGGAAAGAAUCGAGCACUAUCGUCCAGGAGGCUAUCACCCCAUUCAAAUCGGAGAUCACCUUCAUGGCCGUUACCAAGUAAUACAUAAGCUGGGACAUGGCUCCUACUCCACUACUUGGCUGGCCCGUGACGAUCAAAACAAUAAGUAUGUUGCAGUGAAAAUCUGCACCUCCGACUCAGAUCCCAAGGAAGCUAGUAUCUUAACCACUCUCACACGUCCGCAUUAUCCUGCGACCAGUCAUCCGGGCAAGACAAUGCUCCCUUCAAUUCUAGACUCCCUCUCCAUCCAUGGUCCAAACGGAGAACAUAUUUGCUACGUUACCUCUCCUGCCAGGGCUAGUCUCUCCGAUCUGAAAGAUGGCUCAUGGCUCCGCUUAUUCCAACUUGACGUAGCCCGGGCUUUUGCUGCUCAGCUCGUUCUAGCAGUGGACUACAUACAUACUCGAGAGUUUAUCCACGGAGAUAUUCAUAUGGGCAAUAUCCUGCUCAAAACCUCUCGCGGCAUUGACCAGCUCUCACCCGAACAAUUAUAUGAAAAGUAUGGAGCACCUGAGCUAGACCCAGUGGUUCAUUUAGACGGAAAACCGCUUCCUCCUGGGGUCCCAUCCCACGGCAUUGCGCCCAUCUGGCUUGGAGAACCAAGCGAGAAAGUCACGCUUCCGGAGGCAAGGAUUCUACUUGCAGACUUUGGUGAGGCCUUUUCUUCCAAAGAAACAAGAUAUCUAUCUCACACUCCACUAGUCAAUCGUCCUCCUGAAGCUCGCUUUGAACCAAAUAAACCACUGUCAUUUUCAUCGGAUAUAUGGACUCUCGCCUGCACAAUUUGGACCAUUAUUGCCCAGAGGCCACUUUUUGAAGGAUUCCUCGCUACGGAAGAUUACAUGACCCGUGAGCAUGUAGAUACUCUGGGUAUCUUGCCUCCUGAGUGGUGGAAGAGAUGGGAAGCGCGACCAGAGAGUUUUACCGAGGAUGGGAGGCCAAUUAAGCGGAAUCCAUAUCGCUCUUGGGGUGAUCGCUUCGAGGAUAGUGUGCAACAGCCCAGACAAGAAGUGGGAAUGCCUUUGUUUGAUGCAGAAGAGAGGGAUGCUAUCCUUGAGAUGUUACGACCGAUGCUUGCAUUUAGACCCGAACAGCGAAGCACGACGAAGCAGGUUCUCGAGUCGGAGUGGAUGGUGAAAUGGGCUUUAUCGGAGUAUGAGAAGAUUCGACGAGGAUGA
This is a messenger RNA of Aspergillus niger, 1407 nucleotides long. RefSeq lists its product as uncharacterized. Gene Ontology annotation, biological process: spliceosomal complex assembly; regulation of mRNA processing; protein phosphorylation. NCBI's taxonomy places the organism in Eukaryota, Fungi, Ascomycota, Eurotiomycetes, Eurotiales, Aspergillaceae. The transcript has a single exon. Bases 1 to 1407 code for a protein of 468 amino acids. Gene Ontology annotation, molecular function: ATP binding; protein kinase activity. The record is from RefSeq and is a predicted model, not a curated record.